This is a messenger RNA of Diorhabda carinulata, 4664 nucleotides long. It is a transcript of the gene Pmp70, whose product is annotated as ATP-binding cassette sub-family D member 3. Gene Ontology annotation, biological process: very long-chain fatty acid catabolic process; peroxisome organization; fatty acid beta-oxidation. The transcript has 6 exons. The record is from RefSeq and is a predicted model, not a curated record. Gene Ontology annotation, cellular component: peroxisomal membrane. Gene Ontology annotation, molecular function: ABC-type transporter activity; ATP hydrolysis activity; long-chain fatty acid transmembrane transporter activity. Bases 294 to 2267 code for a protein of 657 amino acids. NCBI's taxonomy places the organism in Eukaryota, Metazoa, Arthropoda, Insecta, Coleoptera, Chrysomelidae.
AUUCCAGUGCACAGGCCCUGAUAAGUACUAUUCAAUACUACAAUUUUCUUUUUUGUAAAAAUAUUUUGUGCCAAUUUUAACGUUAUCUGUGUACGAUUGACAGAUGUCAUCAGUAUUUUGAUUUUGUCAAAAAUUCCCUUAACAUUUGUGUAUAUAAUCUUUGACAUUUGUAGGUUGAAGUGGGAAAUGUACGAAGUAUGUUAUUGAGGAGUAGUAAUUGAUUACUUUUACAAAACGUCAGUGUUGUUUUUUGCGUUGUCAUUCAAUAAUUUAUAGAUGAUCAUGUAUUAGUGAUGGCUCCUAAUUAUAGCAAGGUGUUGAAUAAAAAUAAGGCUCUUGCUGGAGCAGGAGCCUUAGGCGCAAUUGUACUCCUAGCCUUAAAAUAUAAAUACAAAAAUGGAAAAUUAAACAGGAAAAAAGUGAAGCAGAUUCCAGAAGAAGAAGUAAAAUAUCUAAUUUCAGAUAAAUUAGAAACAAAAAUAAAAGCACAAAUUGAUAAAAAAUUUUUUGUACAGUUAGGGCAAUUAUUUAAAAUUGCAGUUCCAGGAUGGACGAGUCAUGAAAGUGGACUAUUCUUUUUAAUUGCCGCAAGUUUAAUUUCCAGAUCUAUCUGUGAUUUAUGGUUAAUUAGUCAUGGAACAAAAAUUGAGAGUGCAAUUAUUGCAAUGGAUCCAGAACUGUUCCGAAAGCGUCUUUUGUAUUAUUUUACUGCUAUACCAAUAAUUUCAGUAGUUAACAAUGUAUUGAAGUAUUCCAUAGGAGCACUUAAAAUACAACUCAGAACUAAUAUGACUCGACACUUGUAUGAAGAAUAUUUGAAGAAUUAUACUUAUUAUAGAAUAACGAAUCUCGAUAACAGAAUAUCGAAUGCUGAUCAAUUGUUAACAACUGAUAUCGAUAAAUUUUGCGAAGGAAUUACUGAUUUAUAUUGUAAUACAGCUAAACCUUUGCUGGACAUUGGUAUAUAUGUUUACAAAUUAUCAACAACACUUGGUGGAAGCACUCCUAGUAUCAUGUUAGGAUACUUGUUGGUGUCUGGAGUUCUACUGACGAACUUGAGAAAGCCAACAGCAAGGUUAACUGCAGGUGAACAAAAGUUAGAAGGAGAAUUCAGACAUAUUAAUUCCAGACUGAUAACUCAUUCUGAAGAAGUGGCUUUUUAUAAUGGUAACUCCAGAGAAAAAGCUACCUUAAUGGCUAGUUAUAAUAAGCUAUUGAACCAUUUGAGAAAAUUUUUGAAAUUCAGGGUAUUUAUGGGUAUUAUAGAUAAUAUUGUAGCAAAAUAUUUUGCUGGUGUAAUUGGAUUCUUUGCUGUGUCUUUACCAUUCCUGACUAAAGGGCACGAGUUUACUACAUUUGAUACAAAUGAAAGGUCUAGGGUUUACUACACUUAUGGUAGAAUGUUAGUAAAACUAGCAGAAGCCAUUGGUCGUUUAGUACUUGCAGGAAGAGAUUUAACACGUCUAGCUGGCUUUACUGCACGUGUAACUCAAUUACGAGCAGUACUCCAAGAAUUGAACCAAGGCAAAUAUCAACGAACAAUGGUAGGGGGUGCAGAGAACUUGACACCCAAUGCUGGAAAAUUAAUAUUCCGAAAUAAUAUAAUCAAAUUUCAAAAAGUUCCUUUGGUAACUCCAAACGGAGACGUACUUAUAAAUGAAAUUACAUUUGAAAUAAAUUCUGGCAUGAAUGUUUUAGUGUGUGGCCCCAAUGGUGCCGGUAAGUCAUCCUUGUUUAGAAUCUUAGGAGAAUUAUGGCCGAUUUUUGGUGGUGAACUUACCAAACCGCCUAGAGGAAAAUUAUUCUAUAUCCCCCAAAGGCCUUAUAUGACUUUAGGAUGUCUCAGGGAUCAAUUAACUUAUCCUCAUUCUGGUGCUGAAGCGAAUCGAAGAGGAACAACUGACGCUAAACUUGAAGAAUAUUUGCAACGAGUACAACUAGGUUACAUUUUAGAAAGAGAAGGUGGCUUAGACGCUGUUGCCGAUUGGUUGGAUGUUUUAAGUGGUGGAGAGAAACAAAGGAUAGCUAUGGCUAGAUUAUUCUAUCAUCAACCGCAAUUUGCUAUUUUGGAUGAAUGUACCAGUGCUGUUUCUGUAGAUGUAGAAGGAAGUAUGUACAGAUAUUGUAGAGAAGUGGGUAUCACUCUACUUACGGUAUCUCAUAGGAAAUCACUUUGGCAACAUCAUGAGUAUGUUCUACAUUUAGAUGGCCGUGGAGGUUAUAGUUUUAAACCAAUUGACAAUUGUGAUGAACAAUUUGGAUCAUAAUCUGAAUUAUAUGCUUAUGAAAUCUACAGUGAGAAAUAUAUUGAUUUGAACAAUAUGAAAUCACAAUUACUUGAUAUUGCACAUAUUAGAAAUAUCCUAUUGUCAUUAUUCAAUUUUUUUGUCAAUGCUUCAGAAUCCAUAUUCAAAAAUUUCCUUUUCAAGGUUAAUAGAAGUUAUUAACACUUUUCUGAAAAAGUUGAAGGUCCUUGUUUCUAGAAAACAGAUUCUAAGAUUAUGUUUCAUAUGUUUAACAAUUGUGAUCUAAUAUUGUUCCAAAGAUCUGCAUUGUCAUCAUUUUUGUCGUUUAUCAAUUAAUUUUAUCAUAUUAAAAGCUCCCUAAAUACACACAAUUGUAAUAGGUAUUUGACCAAUAUGUUAUCUAAUAAAUAAGAAGCCACAGGUGUUCCUAGCACCUGCGAUGAAAAUAUUUUAUUCAAGUUCCAAACUUGUUUGUUGCUUAUGAGUAAUGAUUUGGGAUUUCACUUUACACUUUAAGUUAACAUAAUUAUAAUCUUCUAUUUAUUGAAUCUCACCUUACCUUAUUGAUAUUAUAAAAAAAAUAGAGCAGCUUCACUAAAAAAUAAAUAACAAUGUGAGAUUAACACUAGGUAGUAAUACUACCAAACUGUCAAAAUUGGUAACUUCACUUCUAUACGUCGAAUACCAAGGUGUAAAAUCUGUAAAGAAUCGAAUUUUGGACGAUUCAAAUAUAUUCAGAACAUCGGUGACAAACAAGCAAAAUUCCGGUUCUUGUUGGAGUUUCACACAAGUGUUACAUAAAAGUACCUGGGUAGUGUAACUAGGAAGUAUUUAAUCUUUGAUUUUAUGAAAUAACAAAAAAUUAAUUCAGUGAUAGUUAGAAAAUUUAUUUUUAUAAGCAUCACAUUUGCGAAGGUUGCUAGAAUAUAUCCGAAUAUUGCAUUUUUAGUUUACAUUGUAAGUCGUAAAAAAACGUUUAUUCUAAAAACUGUAUGUUUUACUAUACAGAAUUUGAAUAUACAUAUUAGAUUCUCAAGUACACUAUUGGAAUUAUUUAGUGGUCUAGUUAAGGUUGUAAUCUAUGUUCUCCAGGUUAUAUUUUGCAUUCAUUGAUAUAUAUCAGAUUAUCUUUUAUAUUCUUUACGAAUUGUAGCAGUCACGAUAUCUUAUUGUAUGCUUACUGAAGAUUUGGAGCAUAGUUUAGUAUUGACAGAAAACAUUCUUAUAUCACUUAUAUGGCUUUGUGUGUAUUAUCAAAUAUCAUUGUGCACACCAUUGAAUAUUUUCAAGUGACUCUUCUUUAUUUGAAUAAAAACUAAUUGAAUAUUUUACAAUGAUUCCAAAAUAUUCCUUAGCAAUUUGCUAUUGCAAUAGCAAAAGCAUGUCAUAUUCAUGAUUCUAUGCUUACACUACGACUUCUGGAAUGUAAUGUGGUUUUCCUGCAUCUUAAAAUCGUUUUUUAUCAAGUAAAACAAUUCCAUGUACUGCUGAAUAAAAUAGUAUUUAUUUAAAAAUGAUACUUAGAGCUAAAGAAUAUUUGACGUCAACAAAACUAUUUCAUGGCUUACACUAUAUUAAAUUUUUGAAAACUAGCUAAAACUUUUAUAGAUUAUGUUAAGUAUUUUUUUUAUCAUUCAGUGUUUUUUGGAUUAUUUCACAAUUGUUGAAACAGUACAGUAAAUUGAUUUUGUGAAUCUUUCAAUGUUAAAUGUUGAAGGGCAAUUCCAAAAAUAUCAUUUAUCUGUAAUAAAAUAAAGUUUGUCAGGAAUAUAUUGAUAAGAUUUAGAUUUUGUAUCUACCUCUCAAAAUUGUUCUGUAAUGUAAUGUGUAGUUGGACAACGUAGGCUUUUGUUAUUUUGUUUCAAGAAAUUUUUGAGUACUUACACAUAUACUAAAACAGUAACUUAGGACGUUUUGAACUAGCUUCUUCAAUGUCUUCUCUAUAUAAUAAUCAAUACAAAUGAUCUUAAAACCCAUCCAACAUAGUUGAGGAAAUUUAAAAGAAAAUAUUCCUUGUAUUCAAAACAAGAGGUAUUUUACAAAAGAUUGCAUUUAUAUAUUUUUAAGGGAGAAAAGAUAUAAAAUAAUUAUUGUGUUUAAUUGGAAAAAGAACACUUGAGCUUUAUAAAUAUUAGAUUAGUAGAUUUUAAACAACAAAUAAGUGAGCAUAUUCUUUUAUAUGUGAUAAAAUUGAUUUAAAAGCAGCAGGGAUAGGUCUUCCAAGAUUUUGACAUAAAAUUAUCUAUUUAUUUUUUGUUAUUCAAUGAUACAUUAUACAAUAUAACCUCUAUUAUAUUUUUGAUAAAUGUAUAUUGGUUUUUUUAAUCAUAUGAAUAUUUUUAAGUUAUCAUUUGUUUAUGCAAAUGGUUACGGUGUUAGAUUGAUUCUUGCCUAGUGAAAAUUAAAAUAUGUUUUAAA